AUGGGUGCUAAUACCGCACAUAACAUCUACUGCAGAUAUGAUAACAUCGGCAAAUGUGGAGCCAUCGAUUGCUCUAUCAACCAUUUCACACUGAAGGCACAAAACUCAUCUGAAAUCUACGGCGAACGUUGCGAUCGAGUAGAUUUGUUUGGCUUGAAAGGAAAAGCUACCUGCGGUUACAUCGCUUGGUUUGAUGAAAACGGCGAAAUUGUUAAUAGCUGGUACAAAACCAGGUGA
Messenger RNA from Cylicostephanus goldi, 237 nucleotides. The record is from the annotation of a GenBank genome assembly. NCBI's taxonomy places the organism in Eukaryota, Metazoa, Nematoda, Chromadorea, Rhabditida, Strongylidae.